CCCAGACCGAAUGUUGGCUGAAGAAAAAACAUUAGAUACCUUUCCCCGUUUUUGUGGGAGACAAGGGCAUAUCUAAAGAUACAUCCUUUUUACUCACCCUGUACAAUGAAAAUGACAAACCGUUAUUCUUCACCGUUACCUUCAAAAUAUAAUAAUUAAGUAUUGAGUUAUGGUAGAAAAAUUCAACUAAAAUGAGUUUUCAUUGUUAUAUAUGUAAGGGCAUAUUUAGUGGUGCAUAUAUCCUGGUAUGCACCUGACCAGCUGUUUGUUGUUCAAUUUUACAGCAUCGUUCUCUUGUCACAAAACGGCUGCCACAAGCUUCAUGCCCGCAGACCAAUUUCUCUUCUUUGCAUCAUGCGCCGAUCAAUAUUGAACGUGGUGUAAUAAAAAGUCACUCCAAUGAACGUAGUAAAGUUAAAUGAAGUUAUAAUCAAGGUUCUGCUUAUCAACGGUUUCCAUAGAAAUUAAUGGAGUCCACGUUAUCUCUCUUUCGUCGUUGGGUUUUUCCUACUGUUUUCCUAAAUCAGAAAACGAGCGUCAAUUAACGCCACAACCACAGCCAAGGUUGAGAUGUAAUCAUCAUAAUUAUCGAUUCCUUUAUUUUGUCUCAUGUCAAUCCUUCAACGUCGUCAUCACUUUUGCCAACAACGAAUUGAGCUGCGCACUUCGGAAAGGAACGACAGUCCAUGUAGACUAUUGGAGCAAGAUCUUGACAGAAUUAAAUAAACCGACAUCAAAGAGAAAAUGCUAUUUUUGCUCCUUCUCCUCCCGAUGUCUGGCCUGGUGACCGAGGCUUUCUUUGGGUCUCACUCCAGGGGUUGCUCGUGGGGCCUCGAGCGUUAUUUCAACGGCGUAGCAAACCGCGUUCUGCCCGGCCACGGCUACUGCAACCUGACGCUACCUUCUUUGGCCAUGUGCGGCAUGGAGUGUUUCAUCGAUGAUCGCUGCUUAACUUUCCACUACUCGGAGGGGGAGAGGCGGUGUGAGUUAAACGGGGCUACAGCGUCGCGAUACCCGAUGGCUCUGAUUGAGAGAGCUGGUACCGACUACUUCAGUCCGGAACAGCCGAGUUUUGCUGAGCUGCUAACAAAUGGAAGAGAAGUUCCAAUAAGACUGACUGACUGUUGGUACCACACUCACGCAUCAGCCGCCUCCGAGUGUCGUAGGACCGGCCAACACCUCUGCCUACAGUGGGAACUUGACCACGCCUCCAAGGAGGGCUACCCUGCCACACCUCCCUCAUGGUACGCUGAUCCUGACAGCCAGGCUGUGCUGACCGAGACCGGAGUGACCUACCACGACCUGCCGCUGACCGCCCCGUCUCCCGGCUUGUGCUGCUCCCUCCCGAUGACCUACCGAGACCCAGUCAUCACUCCGCAGAGCUACGAUUUAGCCGACCGUGCCGGGCAGGUCAGAGGUUGUUCCGACCUGGCAGCUCAUCCCUGCACCCUGGCCGAGCUGAAGGAGGCUUACGACCACGGCUACCGAAGUUUGUAUUGGGGCUACUUGGCUACACCAAACCGUGACACAAGGGUUGAUGGAUGCACUCAUCAUAAGGACGACGAGUGUUACCAAGGUACCAUAGCAAAUACACCAAGACCAGCCACGCGUAAGCAAGUGUACUGCUGCCCAAACCGUGUUUAAAACAAAACCUUAUCACUCCCUCCGAGUCAAGCGGUCACGCGCAAUCUGCAACCGAAUAAUAAUUGAGUGUAAUUGUUAUAAUCACAGUCACAUACCAUACUGCGCGUGCGUUACGAAGCAAAAUUAAAGUCCAAAAGAUUGGAACAUAUAUUUUGAACAACGGAAUGCAUUUGCGAAACUCGAAUGCGUAUUUAUCAAGAUCUAACGUAAGUUCUGAUGAACGGAAUGCAUUUUCCAAAAUAUGGAAUGCAUUUUUUAAAAUCGAACGUACAUCUUCGAAACAAACGCAUUUUAAAACAGAAUGAAUUCGCAUUCGAAACAUCGAAUUUGUAUUUUUACCACCCACAUGCAUUUCCCAAAACCAAAUGAAAUUUUUCAAACCGAACAUCUAAUACG
Molecule: messenger RNA, 2040 nt
Organism: Patiria miniata (bat star)
Lineage: Eukaryota; Metazoa; Echinodermata; Asteroidea; Valvatida; Asterinidae
Exons: 3
Coding region: 745-1644 (299 amino acids)
Source: RefSeq, a predicted model, not a curated record